AAUUUUAGUGGGAAGUGAUGCAUUUGAAUUUGGGAAUACGGGUCGGAAAAUGGAAUCUUAGACGGUGAAAGAUUCCGUUUUCGAUUAACUUUGCGUUAAAAGGAUGGAGGUUGUUAGUGAUGUGGAAGAUGCGCCGCCGACCACCGGUAUGAGGAACCAAAACGGAAGUUACGUGCCGUUGGAUAUUGAAAAUGAUCUCAUAAUCGAUCAAAUAUUUACACGUCGAACGAAUGGCCUAAGUUUUACGGAUUACCAGAGCUUGUCUAAGAGCGACGCAGAGAGCCCUAUUUCCGUCGCUGUCGUGCUGAAAACAUUUUUCUUGAUAAUAAUUUGGUACACGAUCAGUACAUUUCUGACGCUGUAUAAUAAAACUUUAUUAGGGGACGAUAUGGGGAAAUUUCCUGCUCCGCUUUUGAUGAACACGGUCCACUUUUCCAUGCAAGCUGCUUUAUCGAAGGCUAUUACGUGGUUUUGGUCCGAAAGAUUUUAUUCCCCUGUUAUGUCUUGGAAGGACUAUUUUGCAAGAGGUAAGAGGUUUUUUACGCCUCGUUUUUUUAUCACGACUUCCUAG
Messenger RNA from Erythranthe guttata (spotted monkey flower), 571 nucleotides. Lineage: Eukaryota; Viridiplantae; Streptophyta; Magnoliopsida; Lamiales; Phrymaceae. The record is from RefSeq and is a predicted model, not a curated record.